Chlamydomonas reinhardtii is the source of this 4847-nucleotide messenger RNA. RefSeq lists its product as uncharacterized. Gene Ontology annotation, biological process: proton transmembrane transport; potassium ion transport. The transcript has 30 exons. NCBI's taxonomy places the organism in Eukaryota, Viridiplantae, Chlorophyta, Chlorophyceae, Chlamydomonadales, Chlamydomonadaceae. The record is from RefSeq and is a predicted model, not a curated record. Gene Ontology annotation, molecular function: potassium:proton antiporter activity. Gene Ontology annotation, cellular component: chloroplast; membrane. The coding region runs from base 655 to 3864 and encodes 1069 amino acids.
CAUCAAAGAUUAUCGUUAGCGGCGCAUUGCAACAUCUUUUGGCGGUUCUUUGGACUUGGCAUCGCUUGCGUACAAAGAUGCCAAGGGCUUUGGAGCGGGACAGAUUAACCUGAAGGUCCAAAAGACUGACAGGAUGAGUGGAGUAUUUUGCCCUGACACAAGAGCUGUUGGAGGGGGGGUGAGGGGCGUGAGGCUCCAGCGGCGGAGGGGGCGUCACGACAGGCCAGCCUCGCAGCGCGGGAGAGCGAGCAAAGGAGUAUUCAAGCGCGACGACGUAUUCUCACGACAACCGCCUGUUUAAAGUAUAUGCUAUUAUCACACACGUUUCAAGCUCAGCCGAUUGCUGCGCGGCGGGCGCGGCGAAAAUGUCCUCGACUUGCACAUGCAAAAUGCCAUGCAGGCACACUCUCCGGUCUCACACUCACGUAGCAGCCUUGCAAACAGUACCUGCAACUGUAGAUUGCUCAUUUGCCUGCAAUGCUGCAUUGCUAGGCACGGUUCCGACAAAGGCCGGCCGCCCUCCAGCUGAACUGUUGAGCCCUUACCGCAUUCUGGUGUGCCAUACCUUUACUAGGUAUCUACGGACCACUAAGUAGUCCACGCAACACUUCGGGCGCACAUCGAAUUGCGCAUCGGCGAGCGUUCCAAGCAGCCAUGGCCAGUCAACUCUGCCAGCGCCCCGUUGCGGGGGCGAUGGCGCCCGGCGGCCUCCGCCGCCCCGCCCCCCAGCCCCGCGCCUGGGCGCCGCGCCUCGCCCGCCCCGGCCAGGCCAGCGCGCCAGCCCUGCAGCUCGGUAGCGGCAUGAUCAGCAGCAUCAGCAACGGCAGCAACGCCGCCCGCCGUGGCAUGCGCGUGCCGACCAGCACGGGCUCGGACUCGGCGGCCGCGUCGUCGUCGCCGGCACCCUCUGGCGUGGUGGGGGCUCUCUCCACCGUGGACAUCACAGAGAAGCUGGGAAACACCAACCCGCUGGUGCAGGCGCUCAACAGCUCCCGCUCCGCCCUGACAGAGGCCCAGCGCGUGCGGGAGGCGCUGGAGGCGGAGGCGCAGGAGGUGGCGCAGCUGGCGGUGGAGGCCAAUGAGGCCAAGGAGAAGGCCAAGGACCAGGUGUAUGAGACCGUCAAGGCCAUCGAGUCGGCCACCGCGCAGCAGCAGGGCUGGCUGGACAAGGUGUCGGGUCUGCGGGAGAAGCGCGACGGACUGCUAACCGACCGGCCCAAGGUGGAGGUGGGGCUGGAGUACGACCACUACGUGGCCACACUGGCCGCCACCGAGACCGACCUGGCGGCGGCGGAGGGCACCGUGUCUGACCUCAGCUCGCGCCUCAUGAGCCUCAAGAGCACCAUGGAGGACAUGUACGCCAAGGCUCUGAUGGCGGAGACUGCUGCUGCCAAGGCUGAGGAGGUGGCGGCGGCGGCCAUGAGGGCGGCGGAGACGGCCGUCAAGGACGAGAUGCAGGCGGCGGCGGUGGUGAAGGAGACGCAGGUAGCGCUGGAGAAGACCCUGGCCGCCCUGAAAGACCUUGGCGACAAGAAGCCCGACAUUGGAGCCGCCGCCGCCGUCGCCGCCGCCGCCGCCGCCACCUCGGCCGAGCCGGCAGCCGCCGCCACGGUGGCAGCCGCCGCCGCCGGCGCCGCCGCUGCGGCGGUUGUGGGGGCCAAGGAGGUGACGCCGGCUGCGGGCGCGGCGGGGGGCGCGGCGGCGGGCGCGGCGGGCUCGGCGGCGCCGGCGGCGGCUGCGCCUCAGCUGGUGGACCCGGCGAGCUUGUACCCGGGCAAGGGCGAGGGCGGCAAGCCGGUCAACUGGGUGAAGCUGGCGGCGGUGGCGGUGGGCGCGGCGGCGGGCUGGUACUUCUUCAGCCACACAGCUCCCGGGCAGGCGGCGGUGGACGCGGCCAGCGGCGUCAUGGCCAUGAUCAAGGCCCAGCUGGGCACCAUCCACCUGCACGAGGCCGAGCGGGGCCUGCUGGAGACCAUCUGCCUGCUGUUCACGUCCAUCGUGUGCGUGCCGCUGGUGGUCAAGGGCGUGCCGGGCGGGAACGCGGUGCUGGGCUACCUGCUGGGUGGCGCCAUCAUCGGCCCCUACGCCCUGGGCCUCAUCAGCGACGUACACAGCAUCAAGCACCUGGCGGAGAUCGGAGUGGUGCUGCUGCUGUUCAACAUCGGUCUGGAGCUGUCGCUGGACCGGCUCCAGUCCAUGGCCAAGCUAGUGUUCGGCAUGGGCACAGCACAGGUGGUUCUGACGCUGCUGGGUGUUGCGGGUGUGGCCAUGCUUGCCUCGGGGCUGCCGGGCCCAGGCGCCAUCAUCUUGGGCGGCUCGCUGGCCAUGUCCUCCACAGCUGUGGCCAUCCAGGUUCUGGAGGAGCGUGGUGAGAUGGGCAGCCGCCACGGCCGAGCCAUCUUCUCAGUGCUGCUGCUGCAGGACCUGGCUGUGGUGGUGCUGCUGAUGCUCAUCCCGCUACUGGCGCCCUCGCCGGACGGCAGCAGCGGCGGCUUCGCGCGCAUCGCGCAGGCUCUUGGCCUGGCGGCUGUGAAGGCGGUGGUGGCAAUUGUGGGCAUCAUUGCAGGCGGGCGGCUGCUGGUGCGGCCGCUGUACAAGAAGAUCUCGGAGUUCGCCAACGCGGAGAUCUUCGCCGCCACAACCCUGCUCAUGGUGCUGGGCACCUCCUUCCUCACGCAGCUGGCGGGUCUGUCGCUGGCUCUGGGCGCCUUUUUGGCGGGACUGCUCAUCGCCGAGACCGAGUUCGCGCUGCAGGUGGAGUCGGACAUUGCGCCGUACAAGGGACUGCUGAUGGGUCUGUUCUUCAUGUCUGUGGGCAUGGAGAUCAGUGUGCAGCUGUUCAUCGCCAAGUGGAAGGAGGUGCUGGCGGCCAUCACCAUCCUCAUCGUGGGCAAGGUCGCGGUCAUGGCCGCCAUUGGCCCCAUGUUCGGAGUGCCGCGCCUGGCAGCCAUCAGGUCGGGUCUGCUGCUGGCCCCCGGCGGCGAGUUCGCGUUCGUGGCGUUCGGCGAGGCAGUGGCUCGUGGCGUGCUGCCCGCGGCCACAUGCAACCUGCUCUACGUGGUUGUGGCCCUGUCCAUGGCGCUGACGCCCUACCUGGCGGAGUUCGGGUCGCGGCUGGGCGCCGUGAUGGAGAGCUCCGACCUCAAGGAGUUGCAGCCCAAGGAGGAUGAGAUGAAGGAGAUGAAGGACCACGUGAUCAUCGCCGGAUACGGCCGCGUGGGACAGAUCAUUGCGCAGAUGCUGUCGGAGCAGCUGAUUCCCUUUGUGGCGCUGGACGUCAGCAGUGCGCGUGUGUCAGUAGGCAAGAAGAAGGACGUGCCCGUGUUCUUCGGCGACGCGGGCUCGGCCUCCGUGAUGCACCUUGUGGGGGCGGAGCGGGCGGCCUGCGCCAUCAUCGCGCUGGACACUCCCGGCGCCAACUACCGCGCCGUCUACACCAUGUCCAAACACUUCCCGCACGUCAAGACCUACGUGCGCGCACACGACAUCACCAACGCCGUGAACCUGGAGCGCGCGGGCGCCACGGCUGUGGUGCCGGAGACGCUGGAGCCCAGCCUGCAGCUGGCGGCGGCGGUGCUGCGCGAGAUGGACUUCAACACCGAGGAGAUGGACUUCAACACCGAGGAGGUGUCCUCGAUUGUGGACGAGUUCCGUCGCAAGCACCUGUCAGACCUGCAGGUGCUGUCGGCUGCCUCCGGCACCAGCCUGGGCUACGGCUUUGAGAAGCAGAAGGAGGCCGGCGCCGGCAGUAGCAGCGGCGGCGGCAGCAGCAGCAGCGGGGCGGGCAAGAAGAGCGGCGGUGAGGGCGGCGCGGCGGGCGGCGACGGCGCGGGCGCGGGAGCCCUGACCCCCGCGGCGGCGUAAGGGAGCACGCGUGCUUAAUGGGAUGGCUCUCUCACGGUGUAGGUGGUUGGCUUGGUAGCGCUGUGGUAUUUUGCUGGUGAAGGCGGUGGUUAUGGUGGGGAUGCCGAGGAAGAUUCGCUGCUGACUUGUGUGCUUUCCUCAUAUCUUUACUAAGGCUUGCCGGACUCUUUUAACACAGACGUGAAUGGAUCUCGGAUUUCGCGGUUGGCUCGGAGCCGAAAAAUGCAGGAAUGACCUGGUGACGGCAUUGACGUUACGACUCAUCAGAUAUGCAUCGGAAUAAGCAGACACGCGCGUAAGAAGAAACGGGCACGGAGCCUUGUUGGGCGCGUGUGUGGGGAGGGAGGGGGCUAUGCUUGGGGGCGUGUAGGCGGCGUGGCGUGCGGGGGUGACCGAGAUCUUGUGGAUAGCCGUGAUGGUGGCGGGGUAAGUAGGAUACGCAUGACGGCAAGGGCUGGGUGGUGUAGAAGGCACGAGGUGGAUCAGUUUGGCACGUGGGUGUGUGUGCGUGCGUGUGUGUUGUGUGUUGAGGACUCUCUGGCAGUUUGGCACCGCAUGUUUUCAGUGAGACGGCAAUGACCGUUUGUGGAUGUUACGGCGAGGCGGUUUGCAGCCGCGGUUUGGUGGGGGACGUGUGCGUGUGCAGAUGGAUGGAGGUGGAGGUGUUUGCAGUCUUGCAGACGGAGAAGUGCCGGCGUGUUUGCUCAUAUCGAAAUCGGGUACGCACUGCUGCUAAGCAUGGGUCUACUUUCCUUACGUUGGCUCGUCUUGGCUCGUCUUUGCACGUCUUGAGAACAAGCUCGGGACCUAUGCUGUGUUUACUCCUUCGCUUGCUGUGAAUUGGAUGACGAGUCCGUCUCGCCGGGCAACCACAUUUAUAUGUGGGAGUGACGAAACGCGAACUCGUGGAGACUCGCGUAACUGCUUGGCUGAGCCUCGAACUCAGGCUAGCUAGCUGUGCAGCAUUUAACAAAGGCAACCCA